UUCGCGGGACCUCAGAUGCCGUAAUAAACCGUUAUUCUGAGAAACACACGCCGAAACAAAAUGUCCGGCUGUCAAUGGCAACAAACAGAACUAGUUUAAACUGUUGGAUAAUGGUCGAGGAAAAAAGGUUAAACUAACGCCGACUAAUACACGCUGUAGUUUAGUUUAGUGUAGUGUAGUGUAGAAGAAAGAAGAAACCUGGAGACUGAGACGAAAUGGCUCAGAGACAAAUACAGCGCGAGAAAAGAAAACAAAAGAGUUAUGCCAGGAAACAUAUAUUUUCAGACGAGAAGGUACAAGAACUGCGCGAAACGUUCAAGAUGUUUGACAAGAACGGUGACGGCAUGAUUACGUCAGACGAACUCGGAAACGUGAUGAUCUGCCUUGGACAGAGACCUUCUUUACAGGAGAUACGGGGAUUCAUCCGCGCCGUGGAUACAGACAGAAGUGGUACUAUCGACUUCGACGAGUUCGUCAACAUCUUUGCCCGGAAAGUGACGAUGGAUCCCGAGAAGGAGCUACACGAGGUGUUUCGCGCCUUUGACAAGGACAAGGACGGCUUCAUCUCGCCCUCGGACCUCUUCGAGAUGCUCGACAAACUGGGCGAGAAAAUCACAAAGAAAGAAGCAGAAGAAAUGGUCAUCGAAGCGGAUCUAAAUGGAGACGGGAAGGUCGACUAUAUUGAAUUUAAACAGAUUUUGACAAGACGAUGAUGCACAAUAGGACAUCAUAUAAAUACGACAAUGUGGAAGUACAACAACAAAAUCUGCAUUAUAUGGUGCCCGAGUGUCACACUAUAAGUAGAAUGUGCAUCAUGUACUAAAUACCCACCCACCCCCGGCACGUCUUGUUCACAGUGGUUGGAUAUUACGUACGAAAUGAUGCAUUUAGAAAUAUUAUGGGGUAUGUUUUACAAACGAAGAGGGGGUGCGUGAGGCCUAUUAUCCUUGAGUUCGCACCUGGCCAUCACAAUGUUCAACCAUAUUGAUAAACUAUAUCCUCGGUCGAACCUGUUGAUAAAGUUGACCAAAACGACUAGAUAGAAACCGUUAUAUACGGGUCAGUUUUCAUUAAUUACAUGUUCCUGACCCUCUAACACCAUAGAGCAUUUCUGUCUACAACGUAUCGUCUUGCUUGAAAUACUUGUGUUUUCACGUUGAAUACAUAAUAUUACAAAUCCAUCGAGCCCGUCUCAGACCUAAGUAUUAAAAUCAACUAAACAUUUAAAUGAUUUGACGAUGGCUAUGGCUAAACUAUUUCUUCUGUAGCUGACGGUUUCGAAAGUUCUGCUUGUCUGUGGGAAACUAUUUCGUAACACGAUUGGCUUACUUCUGUUGGAUGCCAAUUCCAUUUAACAAAAUGUAUUUUUCAAUAUACGAGGGACAGUGAGAAAAACGUUCGUAGAAUUAGAUAUUAAAGUUUCUCAAAAUUUGUUUCAUUCGACUUUGCCAUCAGUAACACGACUCUUGUUGUUUGUGUGUUUACAUAUUGUUACUUAUCGAUAAUCUACUCCCCUGAAACGGUCACUUGGACCAGACUGGAACCUAGCGCUGUCGUCAAGAGCUCAACGGGAAAAGUAAAAAUGCUGCUGAACUUCACAAGUUGAGAGUUGUUAUCUGUUUCGAAGUCUAUGGUUGAAGGUUGUUAUCUGUUUCGAAGUCUCUGACUGAGGGUUGUUAUCUGUUUCGAAGUCUCUGGUUGAGGGUUGUUAUCUGUUUCCAAGUAUAUGGUUGAGGAUUGUUAUCUGUUUCGAAGUUUAUGAUUGAGGGUUGUUGUCUGUUUCGAAGUCUCUGAUUGAGGGUUGGUAUCUGUUUCGAAGUACACAUGUAUAUGGUUGAGGGUUGUUAUCUGUUUCGAAGUCUAUGUUUCAAAGUUGUUAUCUGAAGGCUGCAACGGGAGGAUGGUUGAUGGACCAGCCAAAACAGUUUAAUUUUGCUGGCAUCAUUAACUUGAAAGAUAAUUGGAGAAAUACAUUGAGGUCAAAGAUGAUUAUAUUAAAACGUAAUGUAUAUACA
Gigantopelta aegis is the source of this 2015-nucleotide messenger RNA. Its product is annotated as neo-calmodulin-like. Gene Ontology annotation, molecular function: calcium ion binding; enzyme regulator activity. The record is from RefSeq and is a predicted model, not a curated record. Lineage: Eukaryota; Metazoa; Mollusca; Gastropoda; Neomphalida; Peltospiridae. Bases 216 to 713 code for a protein of 165 amino acids. The transcript has 6 exons.